GUUUGAUUACAAGUUUCCAUUCUGUGCCUCCGAUCAGCUGCGAAAUGAGAAAAAAAAGUGUUCAUCUGAAAGGAAGUGAAAGUUAUAAAUUUAGUAUUCAGUUUAAAUCAGAUUUUCUCAAUUAACAACUAUUCUUUCUUUGUUAUAAUUGAGUCAGAUAUCCAAAUACUAUAUAUUAAUAUAAUUCUAAACGAGAAUGUACUUGGCAGAUUUGUAAAAAUAUAAACAUCAUUUCGCAAUCUUAACCAAAAUGAAUAUUGGUGAACUUUUGUCCUAUAAGAUGACGACAGCUGCAGAUAAGCAGGAGAAUGAUAGCAGCCAAGAACCAGCGCCAGAGUGCACUGGUCGCUCUCCAAUGCAACAUGAUUUCGGCCAACAUUUAAUCCCUGGCUACAAUCUAAUAUUCAUUAAAGAAGAAGCGCAUGAGAUCCAUUGUAUUCAGCAAUCCAAAUAUGUCAAUUACUCUAACCUGAUAACUGGUUCAUAUAAUUUGAAUUUUAUUAAAGAGAAAACUCAAUCUGUGUCAUCCAAUAUGGAUAGGCCAAAACUAAUAAAGGUUAUUGGCUGUGUUUUUGUGCUAUUGACAAUAGCAUCUCUAUUUAUGGUAUUUGCGGAUAAUGACCUUUCGAGUGAGAAAGUCCUUUCUGAAGACAAUGAAACAUUGCGACGUGCCUUUGUGGGCUACCUUGAAGAUGAGAAAUUGGUACACUUGGAGGUUCUCUCAACGUUGGAAGGCAAGCCACCUAAACUAACUGGCAAACUAGGCGUUAAUCUGCACCAGGAUGAUGUGGAUGAUGUGCCAUCUCCAAAUGUGUCAUUCCAGCCGCAAACGACCGUUUUCACGUGGGACUCGCUCGGCAUUCGACUUCAAAUUUCGCGCCAAUCAGAUACCGACCGCUGUCACGUGAUCAGGUGGACUAGUACGCAUGCGCGGCCGCUGGAAGACUGCUUUCUGAUUGGUGCAGCCAGCUGGUACGGGGGGCCCGAACAUUUGAAUCAGCGGUGGCCAAUUGAGAAGCUGCAACUCAAGGAACUGGCAUACGUGCCCAGCCAGCCGAACAAUGUCGGCAAAACAGAGCCGUUCUGGUUCAACUCGGACGGCAUCAGCAUCUACGUGAACGUGAGCACUCCACUCUUCGUCGAUGUCAGAAAUCAUCGAUCCGACGGCCUUUGUCUCAUUGCAGAUGACCGGAAGCCCUAUUUGCCACGAGCAGAGAAACUAUUGCAGUACACACUGUGCAACUUUGAGGACGCGCGCCAAGCCUACGAGUACAGUGUUGCCAACCUGUUCGACCGGCCGGCGGCAUUGCCAGAUCGUCGCAUGGUUCAGCAUCCAGUUUGGUCCACUUGGGUGCGCUACAAGAAACUGGUGAACCAAUCAGUGGUACUGCAGUUUGCAAGGGACAUCGCCAUACAUGGAUUCAACAACAGUCAGAUGGAGAUUGAUGACAACUGGGAGAGCUGCUACGGCGAAACAGCUUUCAACAUUUCGAGAUUCCCGGACAUGAAGCUGCUAACGAAACAGCUGAAGGACAUGGGCUUCCGCACCACCAUCUGGACGCACCCGUUCGUCAACAAGGAGUGUCCUGAUUUUGCCCUUCUCAAGGACAAGGGCUACUUUGUGGCGAAUCAGACGGGGGAAGUGCUGAUGAAGUGGUGGGACGGGGAGGGGGGAGUGGUAGACUUUACCAAGCCGAGUGCCGUGCAGUGGUUUGCGGCGAAACACACCAAGCUGCUACAAGACUAUGCAAUUGAUGGCUUCAAGUUCGAUGCUGGAGAAGUGGGAUGGUUACCCCAGAUUGCGCGUCUAAAUUGUUCUUUGGACCAGCAUCCACGCUGCUUCAGCCAAUCAUAUGCAGAGACCUUGGCCAAGUUUGGACCAAUGUCAGAGAUGCGCGUCUCGUUCAGAACUCAGCGACAUGCCAUGUAUACGCGCAUGCUCGAUAAGGAUAGUAAAUGGUCUUGGGACAAUGGGCUCCGCACUCUGAUCACGACAAUGUUUGUGCAAAACAUGAACGGCUACCCAUUCGUGCUGCCGGAUAUGGUGGGAGGCAACGCCUACGCUGGAGACAAAAUCGAAAAGGAACUAUUCAUCAGAUGGCUGCAGGCCAAUUGCUUCAUGCCGUCCAUUCAGUUCUCUGCCGCCCCAUGGGACUUUGAUGACCAGACAGUGGCGAUAAGUAAGAAGUUGACAGCGCUGCACUACAGCUACUCGGAGGUGAUUGUGCAGCUGAUGCAGCGCAGUGUGGAGACAGGUGCCCCCCUCAACCCGCCCAUCUGGUGGGUGGAUCCUCAAGAUGCCGUCGCUCAGAAGAUCAAUGAUGAAUACCUGCUUGGAGAGGACAUCCUUGUAGCGCCUGUGCUGAAGAAAGGAGCCACUAAGCGCAACAUCUACCUACCAAAGGGCUACUGGCGAGAGGAGAAUCCGCCCCACAGACUGUUCAAGGGUCGCAGCUGGCUGAGGAACUACCCUGUCGGUCUGGACAUCCUCCCCUACUUCACUAGGGUGCAAGGCAAUACGUUGAGUCCACAGGAGAAACGUGAUAUACACCUACCCGCCGAAUAUCAACUGAUCGUUGUCUAGAAUCAACGAAACUUGUUUACUGAAUAAGAAAAACCUUGGUAAAUGUAACCGUUAAUCAAAUAGAACAACUCUUGAAUUCAAAUUGAACUCUACCCAAAAAUUAAUUGACUGUAUAGACUUUGAUAAGUUUU
Messenger RNA from Nilaparvata lugens (brown planthopper), 2715 nucleotides. Its product is annotated as myogenesis-regulating glycosidase. Gene Ontology annotation, biological process: carbohydrate metabolic process. Gene Ontology annotation, molecular function: hydrolase activity, hydrolyzing O-glycosyl compounds. The transcript is spliced from 14 exons. NCBI's taxonomy places the organism in Eukaryota, Metazoa, Arthropoda, Insecta, Hemiptera, Delphacidae. The record is from RefSeq and is a predicted model, not a curated record. The coding region runs from base 251 to 2584 and encodes 777 amino acids.